GUUUAUAUGCAUAUGUACAUGUAUAUGUAUAUUUACGUGCGUGCGUGCGUGCGUGUGUGCGUACAUGUGUGCGUGGACAGACGGCGAUGUGAACUAGAGGAGAUGCAUAUGUAUAUCUAUAUUUACAUGUACAUGCAUGUACAUGUGUAUAUGUAUAUCUAUAUGUAUAUCUACAUGUACAUGUACAUGUACAUGUUUAUAUGCAUAUGUACAUGUAUAUGUAUA
Messenger RNA from Priapulus caudatus, 225 nucleotides. RefSeq lists its product as uncharacterized. The transcript is spliced from 4 exons. The annotation marks the transcript as partial. The record is from RefSeq and is a predicted model, not a curated record. Lineage: Eukaryota; Metazoa; Priapulida; Priapulimorpha; Priapulimorphida; Priapulidae.